Molecule: messenger RNA, 1873 nt
Organism: Linum tenue
Lineage: Eukaryota; Viridiplantae; Streptophyta; Magnoliopsida; Malpighiales; Linaceae
Source: the annotation of a GenBank genome assembly
UAGAACGCGUCUCCUAUUUUCUCCUCUCAUUGAUCAGAAGCUUGAAAGCAGCAGCUACAUCCUGCUAUUACUAGUAGUUGCUAGUUGCUACUCACACUCUGUUACUAGUAUCCAAAUUGAGAGACGCCCAAAAAGCCAAAGCAAGAAGACAGACAGCAAUAAACCCACAAUUCCCCUCCGGCUCUCACUCAGAUCUGAGAUCUAAAUCUAUAUUCCCACUCACUGGUUCAGUGCUUCGUUAAGGGUUGUUGAUUAGAGCUGCUUCGCUUCGCUUGGCUGCUUGAUUGAUUGCUUCAUCGUCCAUCAUCAAUCAUGUCGAGGAGGCAAGUAGGCUCCGGCAGGCGAUUCGUCGACUCCGGCAACUUCCCCUUCGCUUCCGCUCUCCAUCACAAGUCCCGCUCUUCUCCUCUACUCUCCAUCGGUCUAGUCGUCUUGGGUGCUUUGCUUCUCAUCGCCUAUGCUUAUGGCGGUCCAGGUUUGUUCAGGGGUAACAAGGAUGUUAGUAGGAUUGAAGGGCGACUAUACGUGUACAGCAGAAGUCCUGAGAGCUAUACCAAUUCUGAAGAAAGCAUAUGGAGACAACAUGCGUAAAAUUUUGCAUGUAGGUCCUGAUACUUGUGCUGUUGUGUCCACAUUGUUGAAAGAAGAAGAAACUGAAGCUUGGGGGUUGGAGCCAUACGACAUCGAGGAUGCAGAUGCAACCUGCAAAAAUCUUGUUCGGAGGGGCCUUGCUCGUGUUGCUGAUAUCAAAUUCCCUCUACCCUACAGGGCAAAGUCAUUCUCACUCGUUAUUGUAUCGGAUGCUCUUGAUUACCUUUCACCAAAGUACCUGAACAGGACUCUUCCUGAACUGGCUAGGGUUGCUUCAGAUGGUCUCGUUAUCUUUACAGGUAUUCCAUGCAAACUCCAUAAGAAUUAACGUAGUACGGAAAUCUUGUGAUUUGAAGAUCAGUUGUGGUGAGGCAACCAUCUUUCUCGUGUGUCUAUUUGUGUUGGGCCUUUCACACGAACAAUUUAUUUUCCAAACCGUAGUCGAUGUUUGCAGUUGUUGUGAGGAAGCUAUCAUUCUCUUACCUUGAUGCGUUUCCCUUUUAGGUUAUCCUGGCCAACAGAGAGCUAAAGUUGCAGAACUGUCCAAAUUUGGACGGCCGGUGAGUGUAUUAUAGGAUACCUUUGGCUUCUCAUCUAGGCUCUUUUGCAGUAUUUGGCAUGCUGUUGGUUAUCAAGUCUUAUUCACAAGUUAAGUUAGCUAUGUCGACUCUGGGAGACCACUGACUGAUUCUGAUGUUUGAAUUUUCAGCCCAAAAUGAGGAGCUCCUCUUGGUGGAUUCGCUAUUUUGUUCAAACAAGUUUAGAAGAAAAUGAAGUUGCUCAAAAGAAGUUUGAUCAGGCAGCACUGAAGAGGUCGUACAAGCCAAACUGUCAAGUAUUCCACCUCAACCCAUACCAUUAAACGUCAAGGGACACGAUGAGAACCAGCCUAUAGGCCACGGUUCUCUAAGUUUUCGGUUCCCUCGCACUUGAGCUCAAAGAUAUCUUUUACUCCCACACGCACACAAGCCAAGCCCAUUCUCUUACCUUGUUAGCUAAAUGCCUAAAUCACAUGGAAAAAAAAAAGUUCUUACAUUAUGUUGUAUCAUUUUUAACAUUUAAACAAUCAAUACCUUAUUAAUCCAGGUCAAGUUUGUUGAUUGAUGGCAGUCGACUUUUCCGUUUUGGAUUCAGCUUCCCCCAAUGAGGUGGGCUAAGUUCAGGUCGAUAAACCCCCCCCUUUUAAAAAGGAUCUUAAAGCAUUAUGAUUGAUUGAUUCAGUUAUUGACUGAUUCAAUUUUAGGUAGUUAGUCGGGAGUAAUUAGUUAAUUAGUUAUUAAGG